Physella acuta is the source of this 2079-nucleotide messenger RNA. RefSeq lists its product as uncharacterized. NCBI's taxonomy places the organism in Eukaryota, Metazoa, Mollusca, Gastropoda, Physidae. The record is from RefSeq and is a predicted model, not a curated record.
AUGAGUGAGUAUCACGUGAUCCUGGUGCACCUGCUGAUGGUCACGGCUGACCUAUUGGUGCCCUCUAGCGCCCUCUGCACUUUUCCUGAGUUCAUGACCAGAAAGGGCGCUAACUCCUGGCAGGGUGACUACAAGGAGGGGAACCAUUUCGCCAUUUUCAUGCCGACAGAGAUUAAAGUGCGUGAACCCACCUCGAUGGGCCAGAACCUCGUGUACGUCCGUCAGUGCUACAGUCUACAAGACGAGGGCAAGUACAUCGUGUACGAGAAGAACAACGGCGGCACGUCCUUCUUCUGCAUGCAGUUCAUCCCCAGGGGCGACACCAUCGUCCAGUUCAAGGUGUCGCGGAAGAGCAACAACGCCUCGACCAUCGACUGUGAAGACUCGGCCAUGGCCUACGACAACUACCCGUUGGUCCGGGUCGGUUACAACUCGUCCGUCACCUGCCCGUUCUCAGGCGGCUACAACAUCCGGGCCUUCUACCCCAACUCGUCAGACAUCUGCACCGACAUCCAGCUGAUCCGCCUGGAGAGCGAGUGCGACAAGAACAGCGGGAUAACUUUGAACUUCAGGAGAGAGGAGUGUGUACCAAGAGACUUCGUGAACGGAAGGGUGAACAGAAUCCACCAUCUUAGCUGUGUGACGCACUGGACUUUGGGCGACUUCACCUUCAUCAUACUACAGCACAAAGAGUACAGCAACAAAUUCUUCUGCCUCCGCACCAAAGACCCCCUGAACAACAUCGCAGAGGCCCACCUGUUCACCAAGCUGGUCUGUGAGACGGAACCUAUCAUGUCCGUGGAGCACACGCCCCACUUCAUUGAGCUCAAGCUCAGCAAGAAAAUCUUUUCCAGCACGUGCGAGGACGACCUUGACGAGUGCCACGAGACGUCCUACUACUGCGACCGUCCGGAGCGCGUGCUGUGUGCGCAGUCAUGUGACCUGUGUAAAACAGAGUCGGACAUCGGGAGCUGCACGUUUGGGGAGCAGUUUCGUGGGAGGUGGAUCGAGAGCAGCAAGUUCAAGGACACGGAGAUGGAGGUCCAGUCCUACUCCAUGAACAUCAGCGAGCCCAGCGAGUACAAGUGCCUGGACCUGGACACCGACCAGAAGAAACACCAGCGGGUCAUGGUCCAGCUCUUCAGCAACGGCUGCUACCCGCGCUACGUCUGCUUGGAACUGGAGAAGGUCACGUCCUCCGUGAUGAAGUACCGGAUGGGCAGACGGCUGGUGUGGCCGCUGGAGCAUUUCCUGACCCUCCCAAAGUGGACGUCGGAUGUGUGUAAGGCUGAGAACUUUGUUGUCAAAUCGGAGACGACCCACGAGCUGCAGUCAAAGCUCCUGGUGACGAUGGAUCAGAUUAAAGAGGUGCCGUGUGAGCUCCCACAGCGUCUGGAGAAGGUGGCCUUCAAGGACAACUCCCCCCCUCACAACUGUGGUGGCUGUCUGCAUUACGACUCAUCCAGCAAGCCGACCCAGUUCUCUAUCAGCCCAGUGAAUUGUUCCGUGUUCCUCCCGUGGCCGCUACAGUACAGCUGCCUGGCGUCCAACCGUAUCAACAACGACACGUACACCAUAGUGACCAAGACUCGCUAUUACGAGAGGGAGCAGUUUCUCUACUGGCGCUUUGAUAUCUUGCAGGGGACCAUCAAGGUUCUGAAGGUAGCCGAUGCACUCGCAUUCGAGGCGGAUGUGUCUAAAUCAGAUCUAAUCGUUGCCCUUUUCUCAAUCGUCAAGAGCGACAACUUGCUGUGUAAAAACUAUGUCCAGCUGCCGCCUUUUGAAGCGACAACCCCCCACCCAGCCUCUCAAAGGGACGACAACAACGCCAACAAUGUUAACAACGAUCGCAACAAUUAUGAAACCCAACUCGAGGUAGUCGUUGAAGGAAAUGAUGACAGGAAAGAAAUCAGUCAACCAAUCAACGACAAACAUCAAAUCGACUCUCCGAAAAGUGAGGGGUCCAAAAACAAAGGGCGAAAUCUCCAACCUGAAUUUGUAUUGGUUUGUUUCGCUGCAUCACUAUUGGUGCAUGUUAUUAGAACUGAUAUCUUUCAAGCUCUAAUCACUCAAAGAUGA